GCUAAGACCAUAGCGGAGGCUGUUCGAAGAGAAGAACAGCCAUGGUAUGACCUUGUAGAGGUCUUUGGUGCUUCAGGAAGCCUUGUUAAAGGCUUUGAUGCGGUGGGUCUGGUCUCAGCUCCAUCUUUCGAUGUGAGUCAGCAGGCUGUAGAGUGUGCCUCGUCCCGGCCGCCAUAUCGCGGCAGGUGGCCUAGCCUUUAUGAUGCCUACAUGUGCUGGAUGGAUAUGGUUAUCCCGUGGGUCGUCAUCACUGGCUACUGCGGGUCAAAGGUGGUUCUCACAGGGAACGCAGUGGCAGAGAUUGUUGGAACGAUUCUUAUCCCACUAUGCGACUUCCUUGGGAUUUACUUUGUCCUCGAAAACCCCUUCUCCAGCGUCAUUUUCAAGUGGCCAUCCAUUGAACCUUGGAUGGGUGAUCCUCGAUGCCACAGUGUGUCAGUUGACAUGGCUGUUUUCGGGUGUAUCUGCGCGAAGCAGCUAUCGCUGAGAGGGACGUGGGGGGGGCUUCCUAUGCUGAAGGCCCUUGAGGUGGCCCUGAAAAAGAUGCUGCCUGAGGGCUACCUGGUUCUGGAGAAGGCUUCGCAACCAGUAGGAAGGUGGAUCGGUGGCAAUGAGUACACUACCUACAGUGCGGUUUACACAGACUGCUUUGGGCAGGCUGUAGCCUUUAGCGAGGUCAUGAGGCAACAGGUCUUACCCCAGGACAAGGAUGGUAUCUCGAAGUGGGCUGACUACCAUGCAGAUAUCCUUCUUGAAUGUUGGCUGCCAUCCCCGGAAGAGAGGAAGAAAGCUCAUUGUGAAGCCAUGGCUUUGUUGAAAGCAUCAGGGAAAAAAAGUUUCGACGAAGAUCCUGGUUGGGACGGUAUUGACUUAGAACUUGCCAAGAUGCCCAAGAUUCCAAUCAAGACCCUACGUGCUUUCCUCAAGGAAAAACGAGACUCUGGGGGGUUUUUCAACAAUAGUUACGAGGAAGACGCAACAAGGCUCACGAACCUUGUGCCGAAACCGGACACAGAGAGGGCCAAAGGCCCACAAACUGCCAAGUCGAUGAAGAUCACUGAUUUCACGCGCCGCAGGCCAGGUAGAGGGCAGCAACUUGUAGCUGUGUGUGGUGUGGAUGCGUUGUCUGGGGUUCAGAAGGGGUGUGACAAGCAAUUCAGCACUAGAUACUUUAGGUUUAAUUUUUGUGCGGAGGUACUUGAGGCAGCAAAAAUCACUCCUCAGUCCGUUCUCCCAAGCACUGUGGCAGGACCAGUGCAGAAGUAA
Messenger RNA from Cladocopium goreaui, 1266 nucleotides. Lineage: Eukaryota; Dinophyceae; Suessiales; Symbiodiniaceae. The record is from the annotation of a GenBank genome assembly.